This is a messenger RNA of Pyrus x bretschneideri (Chinese white pear), 1252 nucleotides long. RefSeq lists its product as uncharacterized. The coding region runs from base 684 to 1130 and encodes 148 amino acids. The transcript has 4 exons. Lineage: Eukaryota; Viridiplantae; Streptophyta; Magnoliopsida; Rosales; Rosaceae. The record is from RefSeq and is a predicted model, not a curated record.
UCAUUUAUGGUUUCGGGGAAAUGAAGCUCUCACAGAGAGCGGAAGAAACGGAGAGACAGACAGAGAGACAGACAGAGAGAGAAAGAGAGAGAGACAGAGAUUUCGAGGGGAAGACAGCGCAGGGAGAGGUAUGGCUGAUGGAUUUCAGAAGUGGGAAAGUGGGUGAUAUCUUCUCGGUUUUGACUGAGUUCGAGGGUUGUUGUGUGCUGUCCUUCGAUGAGGGUUUCGGGGGGAUGGAGACUGUGACAGAGAGCGGAAGAAAGAGAGAGAGAGAGAUAGAGAGAGAGAGAGAUGACGAUGGAAGGAGAGCGAAGGGGAAAGGUAUGAGCCGUCGAUUUCAGAAGUGGGGAUACGGAUUAUCCGGAUCUAUCGCUGCAUGCCUGGAUUUCGAAAGAUAAGUGCUUUAAAUUUUUUUUUUUUCUAUCAGCUUAGAUCUGCCUGUUUGUUGUGGAUUAUUUUCGAAUUUUUUAGUGUGUUAGGUCAGAUUUUGGGGGAAUCAUCAGAGAUAUUUAUUUCCCUUAUAAGUUUUCUUUUCUCUCAUUUUGCACAUUGAUCUCUCUGUCUGCGCAUUUGUUCACAGAGAGCGGAAGAAACCGAGAGACAGAGAGACAGACAGAGAGAGAAAGAGAGACAGAGAGAGGCAGAGAGAGAAAGAUGCCGACGGGAAGACAGCAGGGAGAGGUAUGGCUGUUGUCUGCAGUUUCAUUUGCUGUCCUUCAAGGAGGGUUUCGGGGGGAUGGACUGUGACAGAGAGCGGAGAAAUUAAGCUCUCACAGAGAGCGGAAGAAACGGAGAGACAGAGAGACAGACAGAGAGAGAAAGAGAGAGAGAGAGACAGAGAGAGAGAGAUGCCGAGGGGAAGACAGCAGGGAGAGGUAUGGCUGUUGUCUGCAGUUUCAUUUGCUGUCCUUCAAGGAGGGUUUGGGGGGAUGGACUGUGACAGGGCCUUCAGUUCUCACUUAGAUUCCAGAGUAGAAGCCCAGAAAGCUAAUAUGGCAAAGCGAGAGCUUUCCAGCACUCUCAGGAACUUAAAAGUUUAUGCAAAGAGCAACUUAGAAAGAGGUGAAGAAAGAAGAAGAUGUCAAACCAUACCUUAUCACCUCAGUGAUUUUGUAGAAUUUUACGUUUAAUAACCAAGUGGAUUACUUUACUUGGUUGGACCUGUUUUUAUAGCUAUAUUUCAACCUUUCCUCUGAUAGCUUUUAACGAUUGGAUUUCUCGAGUCUACUUUCCAUGCUUUGACCAUUUCAUU